Messenger RNA from Saccostrea echinata, 1011 nucleotides. RefSeq lists its product as uncharacterized. The coding region runs from base 1 to 1011 and encodes 336 amino acids. Lineage: Eukaryota; Metazoa; Mollusca; Bivalvia; Ostreida; Ostreidae. The transcript has a single exon. Gene Ontology annotation, molecular function: protein dimerization activity. The record is from RefSeq and is a predicted model, not a curated record.
AUGAUGGACACGGUCCAAGCAAUUGCCCUUGCCUUUGAUUACUCAGCUAAGAGGUUGCUUUCUUUUAAAGAAAACUUGGAAGCAAAUGCUCAAGUAAAGGAAGAAAUGGUCAGAAGACAAAAGUUGAAAACUCUUUUUGAAACUCGAUGGGCCAGCAGAUCUGACUCUUUAAAUACUUUUUUAUCAGCAUACAACGUUGUGGUUGAUUCUUUAGAAGAUCUGGAACAACAAGGUGAUUCCAAAGCCAGAGGAUAUGCUUGCUCAAUCGAUUUUAUUGUUUCACUUGUCGUUGUACAAUCUACUCUACAACCACUUGUACCACUGUCAGCCAUGCUACAGAAUAAAGAAAUCGAUCUGAUUGAGGCUGUUGCUGAAAAUAAAGUUGUAAUCGAACAACUUAGACGAAAUCGAAACGAGGACGGGCACUGGGAUGAUUUGUUUCACAAAGCUACUGUAGUGGCAGCGUCAGUAAAUGAGGUACCUGUCAUACCCAGAGGAGUUGCUCGCCAAGUAAAUCGAGUAAACGUACCUGCUGUUAACCCAAGUCAAUACUGGAAACGGGCAAUGUACCUGCCUUUUGUCGAUCAUCUGAUCCAAGAGCUUACAAGUAGAUUAGUGAAGAACGAGGACAGGUUUGCUGCACAGACCUUAAUCCCUCAAAACCUCCACGUCCUCACAAAUGACAUGCUGAAUAAGAUAUUCACCUGCUACCACGACGAUUUAACUGCCACCACAGUGGUCGAAUUCCAAGAGGAAGUUGACCGUUGGAGAAUUAAGUGGGACAUGGCAAGAGACCCCACUUGCAAGCUAGCCAGUUUAUCAGAAACAUUGGCAGUCACCAAUUUUAAUCUCUACCCCAAUAUUUUCAUUUGUCUAUCCAUUCUUAUUACUAUGCCUGUUGCUACUGCGACAGCAGAACGAAGUUUUAGUCUAAUGAGACGAGUGAAAACUCAUGUCAGGUCAACCAUGCUUUCUCAGACUUUCAAGUCUCUCAGUGCUACACGCUUAUAA